AUGCUGGACAUUGUCUGGAAGGAAAUGGCACCCACUGUGGCUGUCGUGGGUACCGGCCUUGUCUACUUCGGUAUAGGCUUGCGCCAAUAUUCCAAGUUUACCAAGGCUCAAAGAGUCGUCUUUCAGAUCGGUCUUGUGUGCUAUCUUCUGGGCCUUUCACUGUUCGUCGCAACUCAGUUGCUGAGUCUUGUAUCUUGCAAGGAUGUUAGAGCUUAUGUGUGA
Messenger RNA from Penicillium pulvis, 222 nucleotides. RefSeq lists its product as uncharacterized. The transcript has a single exon. The coding region runs from base 1 to 222 and encodes 73 amino acids. NCBI's taxonomy places the organism in Eukaryota, Fungi, Ascomycota, Eurotiomycetes, Eurotiales, Aspergillaceae. The record is from RefSeq and is a predicted model, not a curated record.